GUUGUAGUCCCUCGAAGACGCUCCGGGCCGUGCCUGCCGGCGACUGGCCUGCCUUUCUCUAAAGAAGCAGGUGCCUCUGUGAUUAAUUCCCAAUGUAGUUUUGGUACAGAUUUAUUGUUGGAAUCGUUGAAGAUGUCAUCAAGCCUUACAGAGGAGCAAAAGAGAAGGAUUGAAGAGAACCGCCGGCUAGCUUUGGCUAGGAGAGCAGAGAGGCUGGCAGCCCAGAGAGCUGGGCACGUGGGCACUGCUGCAGCUCCACAGAAAGAACAGAGUCUGGGCAAUCUGGGAAGCUCGAAGGAAGAAAACAAUCAUGGGUUCACCAACCAGCACCGACAGAAUCCAAACACGCCUGUGGAGCAGAAGAGCUGUCUCCAGAAAGGCUAUAACCAUUACACAGCGAACCAACAGAUGGCUGGCUCACACGGAGAGCAGCAAAAGAGUUGUUCAGUGGACUCAGAACAAGCAAGUGGCCUUAAGCAGUUCCCUGCAACGAUCCCAAAUUCUCUGAGUUAUUCCCAUAAACAUUACUUGGAUGCUGGUAGUCAGGAACAUGGACAACACACUUUAAUUAAUGAUGGAACAUUCCAGCAGCCCAAAUGCUACUCAGCUUUCAAAAACCUCACAGGACCACCUCAUCCAAAAAUCAUUGAUAAUGGGCAUCCUGAUGGUAGUAAAGAUUUACGCAUUCAGAACAAAUCUGCCAUUAAAUAUGUUUCUCCACCAAGCAGUGCUGCCCUGAGUAAUUCAAAAAUGUUGAUAAACAUAAACAGACCAACAGAAGGAACAGGGGGAGGUUUUGUCUCUCAGGCCAGUGGUAGGAUGCAGAAGCUGUCCAGCUCUGCUGGUGUGGGCUCUACCUUUGAAGCUGCCUCUCACAAGAAAGCAAAUAAUGUUACAAAAGGAAAAUGUGUGAAAUACGGGGAAGACCGAUUCCAGGUAGAAAUAGGGUAUAAUGCUGAACUUAUUGCUGUGUUUAAGAAGGUACCAAGCAAAGCCUAUGAUCCUGCUAUGAAAAAAUGGAAUUUCAGCAUGGAAGAUUACAGCAGUCUCUUGGAAGAAGCAAAUCAACUUUCAUCAGUAAUUCUGGCACCACUGGCAAGAGAAAAUGUGGUUGGCUUGGCAUCAGGCUCUCAUUUUGUUGGCAGUGGGGUUGAUGUGAAAUCCCUCUUGAACUUGUGUAAGAACUGGAAGAAGCCCUCAGCCCUUGUUAAAGGGAAGUGUGUGCUUAUCUCUCGCUUGCGAUUUGAGGUUGAUAUUGGGUAUUCUGCAGAAGUGAUUGGAGUGUUCAAACAGAUGGAUUCCAGAAAUUAUGAUAUGAAUACCAGAAAGUGGAAUUUCCUGCUGGAGGAUUACCCCAAACUGAUGGUAGUGUUACUGAGCCUCGCAUCUGUAGAAGUGGAGCCACUGCCUGAAGCAGUAAUUAAGACCUUUGCUGCUCAACUGCAGAGAUCUCCAUCACAGACAGACAUUCCUGAUGCUGACCUUUCAGCAGUGGACUCCAAAAUUGUGACGAGCCUCAUGCCCUUUCAGCGGGAAGGUGUGAAUUUUGCGGUUUCCAGAAAUGGACGUUUGCUCCUCGCGGAUGACAUGGGCCUGGGCAAGACCAUCCAGGCCAUCUGCAUUGCUGCCUACUACAGGCAAGAAUGGCCCUUGCUGGUGGUCACUCCAUCUUCCGUGAGGUUUACAUGGGCAGAGGCAUUUCACAGAUGGCUUCCAUCCUUAAAUCCAGGAAGCACCAAUGUCAUAGUGAGUGGGAAAGACAACCUCACAGGAAGCUUGAUCAACAUCAUCAGUUUUGAUCUCCUCAGCAGAAUGGACAAGCAACUUAAGAGCACAUUCCAAGUAGUUAUUGUUGAUGAAUCUCAUUUCCUGAAGAACACAAAAACUGCACGCUGCCAAGCUGCCAUGCCUCUACUCAAGGCUGCCAAGAGAGUGAUCCUGCUUUCGGGAACGCCGGCCAUGUCACGGCCGGCAGAGCUGUACUCGCAGAUCGCCGCUGUGCAGCCAAGCUUCUUCCCACUGUUCCACUCCUUUGGGCUGCGCUACUGUGAUGCCAAGAAGAUGCCAUGGGGUUGGGACUACUCUGGAUCAUCCAACUUAAGUGAACUGAAAAUUUUGCUAGAAGAGUCCAUCAUGAUCCGACGUCUGAAAUCAGAUGUGCUUUCCCAGCUUCCAGCAAAGCAGCGCAAAAUGGUUGUGGUGGCUCCUGUGGGCAUUAGUGCAAAGACCAAAGCUGCGUUGGCAGCUGAAGCAAAGAAGAUGGCCAAAGUAUAUGAAAGUAAACAACAGGAGAAGGAAGCUCUUCUCAUCUUCUUCAGCAGAACAGCAGAAGCUAAAAUCCACUCAGUCAUAGAAUACAUCCUGGAGUUACUGGAAAGUGGGAAUAAUAAAUUCCUGGUGUUUGCUCAUCACAAGAUAAUGCUGGAUGCACUAGUUGCAGAGCUGAAAAAGAAACACAUUGAGCACAUUCGCAUUGACGGCUCCACAUCUUCAGCUGAGCGGCAGUCUCUGUGCCAGAAGUUCCAGUUCUCAGAGAAGCAGGCUGUGGCUGUCCUUUCCCUCACUGCUGCAAACAUGGGCCUGACAUUGUCUGCUGCAGAUCUGGUGGUGUUUGCAGAGCUCUUCUGGAACCCAGGGAUUUUGAUCCAAGCAGAAGAUCGGGCACACCGAAUUGGACAGACCAGCUCUGUUAAUGUUCACUACCUGGUGGCUAAAGGCACAGCAGAUGACUAUUUAUGGCCAAUGAUUCAGGAGAAGAUCAAAGUGCUGGGUGAAGCUGGUCUUUCAGAAACAAAUUUCUCUGAAACAGCUGAGUCAACUAAUUACUGUCCUAAGCCAGAUCCAAAGCAGAAGACAAUCUAUGACCUUUUCCAGAAGACUUUCUCUGAGAGCAGAGAUGACACCGAUGAUGUUUUGUUUUUGGAGGCAGCUGAUGCGGGCUGUGAAUUUGACUCUGGCAGUGCCUUGCAAGACAGAGAAGCAGAGACAUGCUCAGUAAGUCCCAAAAAAAAGCGGCGUAUUGAGGAAGUGUAAAUAGCAACAGCUAAAGAGAUGGCAGCCAAUAGAUCUUUUUUUAUUAAAAAAUAAAAACUAAAAGCAAUCAUGUAUUAUUUUUUGAGUUUUUGAAAAUAAAAAAUAAAAGACUUUCAGUUUUCUUUA
Molecule: messenger RNA, 3159 nt
Organism: Cinclus cinclus
Lineage: Eukaryota; Metazoa; Chordata; Aves; Passeriformes; Cinclidae
Gene: SMARCAL1
Product: SWI/SNF related, matrix associated, actin dependent regulator of chromatin, subfamily a like 1
Exons: 17
Coding region: 133-3033 (966 amino acids)
Biological process (GO): replication fork processing; DNA repair
Cellular component (GO): nuclear replication fork
Molecular function (GO): ATP binding; ATP-dependent chromatin remodeler activity
Source: RefSeq, a predicted model, not a curated record